Physeter macrocephalus (sperm whale) is the source of this 2212-nucleotide messenger RNA. It is a transcript of the gene LAPTM5, whose product is annotated as lysosomal protein transmembrane 5. The coding region runs from base 92 to 886 and encodes 264 amino acids. The transcript has 8 exons. Gene Ontology annotation, cellular component: lysosomal membrane. NCBI's taxonomy places the organism in Eukaryota, Metazoa, Chordata, Mammalia, Artiodactyla, Physeteridae. The record is from RefSeq and is a predicted model, not a curated record.
GAGGAGGGCGCCCGCAGCUUUCCCUUUUCUGCCCUGUUUCAGGCUCCUGGCUCCUUCCCUGUCAGUGCCUCGGAGGAGGGGAGGCAACACCAUGGCCCCCCGCGCGGCCGCCAUCCGCCAGACCUGCUGCUGCUUCAAUGUUCGCAUCGCCACCACCGCCCUGGCCAUCUACCAUGUGAUCAUGAGUGUACUGCUGUUCAUUGAGCACUCAGUGGAGGUGGCCCACGGCAAGGCCUCCUGCAAGUUCUCGAAGACAGGCUACCUCAGGAUCGCGGAAUUGAUCUCCAGCUUCCUGCUCAUCACCAUGCUUUUUAUCAUCAGCUUGAGCCUGCUGAUCGGCGUGGUCAAGAACCAGGAGAAGUACCUGCUGCCCUUCCUGUCCCUGCAAAUCAUGGACUUCCUCCUGUGCCUGCUCACCCUGCUGGGCUCUUACAUCGAGCUGCCCGCCUACCUCAAGUAUGUCUCCCGGAGCAGCAGCCGGGUGGGCCCCUCCAAGGUGCCACUGAUGACCCUGAAGCUCUUGGAUUUCUGCCUGAGCAUCCUGACUCUCUGCAGCUCCUACAUGGAAGUGCCCACCUAUCUCAACUUCAAGUCCAUGAACCACAUGAAUUACCUCCCCAGCCAGGAAGGUAUGGCUCACAAUCAGUUCAUCAAGAUGAUGAUCAUCUUCUCCAUCGCCUUCAUCACUGUCCUCAUCCUGAAGGUUUACAUGUUCAAGUGUGUGUGGAGAUGCUACAGAUUCAUGAAGUACAUGAACUCGGCCGAGGAGAGGAGCAGCUCCAAGAUGCUGCAGAAGGUGGUCCUGCCAUCCUAUGAGGAAGCCGUGUCUCUGCCAUACAAGAUUCUGGAUGGGGGCCCAGCACCACCCCCAUACUCAGAGGUGUGACAUUCACCAGGCCCCAGCCCAGGUGCUGGGAGGGGCGGAGCUACCUCGCAAUCCGCUUCUUUGCUUAGGUGGCCCCUGUGGCCUGGGUGAACCACCUGGCUGACUUCAGGACAAUCCGCUUGUGUCCCGCUCGCUGGCCUGCUUUUCCUGCGGGGCCUGGGAGUUGCUCACAAUUGGGUCAACCCCUUUAGGCUGAAUGAUUGGGUCUCAAAAAUUCAGUCCAACAGCACUCAGCUUCUUUUGAUCAGCUCUGACAUUGGCUUAAACGAUUGGUCUUUCUAAAGUCAGUGAGUUUGUUUAAAUAACUCUCAACUUGACCAGUUUUACCAAGUGGCUGACAAAUCAAAAGCACACUUGUCAUUUCAGUGAAAACAAUGUGGUCAAACAAAAGAGUCCAUUGUGUCAGUUUGUAAAUAGUUGUCAAUUCACAGAGCAAUUUAGUCAAGUAAUCAUCAGUUAGUCUUCCCCACCAAAUACAUACAUCCAUUUUCUUCCAAUAGUUCCUUAAACAAUUAUUAAGUCAGCCAACCCUCAGUUAAUUUAGAAUAGUGAUAAAAUCCCAUAAUAAAAAAAAUCAAAUUAGCCCCCCAAACCAUUCAAUUCAAUCUAGUCCAAUAACCGGCUGCCCCCUGCGGUCAGUUCAGUACUUGUGAGUCCUGAAUAAUUGUUAAUUCAAGCGAAAAUUCAGUCAGAUGGUUGCCAAACUGUCACUCAAGGGCUAGUACCAGGAAAUAACUGUUGUUUCAAUCAUCAGGCUCUACAAACGCACAAUAGUUUUGCUAAAGAGUUGUCACCCUCAACAACCAGUCACACGCAGCCACUGCGGUCACAUAGCAGUGGGUUCUGGGAAACGGGUCUCCUCAUCCGCGGUCGUCUCUAGUAAUGAGCUGUCAGCCUGUCCCACAGCCCAUCCGUUGCCAGAUAGGCUGUAGGCCACCCAGUUCUGCCUGACGCUUGUGGUCAAGCAGAAAUUCAGCGCUGAAAUCAGGCAAACCCAUUUGUUGGACUAAAUCCACAGGUUAGUUCAGUCAAAACAGGCAAACCCUUUGUGGGCACAGUCCCCGCCGGGGGGUUCGUGUUGGUGGGGCCAUAGGGAAGGUUUUGGUCCCUGCACCCCCUCUUUUGCCUGCUUCCCUGGGGGCUGGGAUUCCCGAGGUCACUGACCCAAAGGCGGAGAUAAGGCCCCAGAGGUGGGUUCUCUGGGGUCUGCAAGGGGGGUGCAGAGGGAGAGGGCUGUGCAAGGGGCUCCCCACCACACCCCUGUGUCACUGCUUUGUGUGACGGGGAAGAAGUUUCAAUAAAGCAGCAACACGCUUCUUUCUGGCU